Daphnia pulex (common water flea) is the source of this 1447-nucleotide messenger RNA. Its product is annotated as alpha-amylase-like. Lineage: Eukaryota; Metazoa; Arthropoda; Branchiopoda; Diplostraca; Daphniidae. The transcript has 7 exons. The record is from RefSeq and is a predicted model, not a curated record. Bases 562 to 1089 code for a protein of 175 amino acids.
UUCCGGGAGAGGGAGCGGCUAAAUUGGAAGGAAAUUUGGAGCGGCUUCGUCCGUUUUCGGCUAUAUCGGCCGCCAGUCUAUUUUUACCGGAUUGCGGCAGAGAGCGGAACAGACAGCCUGGGUAACACCCGCCGUAUUUACGCGAACCUGUUCGGCCGUUUGCUGCAGAUUCUACACGAAAAUGAUCACUAGAGCGGAGAGGUCGUGACUAUAUUGGGCGCCCAAUCUUUUGCUUAUUUGGCCACAACGCUGCCCGUCAAGGCGUCAACGUCAAAGAUGGUGAAGAAUUUGAGCAGUGAUGACGGGAUUGCGGCAAUUUUGGUGGCAACCUAACAAACCAACAUCGUUACAGGCAGUAAUACUCGAAUCAAUUCCUUCCUGGCUGCUGGUGCCUGCCCGUUGCUGGCCUUGAAGUUGCUUGUUCAUUCCAAGAUGGAGAUCAUCAAGGAGACUGCCUGGGCCGUGUCUAACAUUUCUGCCGGAAAUGCCAUCCAUAUUCAAGCUCAUCACCAACAACGUUGUUCUUCCGUUGGUGGACGUGCUGGGCAAAGGUGAUUUCGAAUGCCAAAAGGAAGCAGCUUGGGCCAUCACCAACAUCACCUCGGGUGGCAAUAUCGAGCAGAUUGCUUUGUUGUAGUUGGUACACCCUGGGUUGGUUACGAUGCCUGGAGAGUGGGUGAUACCAAACUCGACUGGUUUGGGGCUCAAGCAGGACAAGGAACCUACAUGGGUAGUCCUGCUUUCGGUACUCCUUUGGUCUGGACUACAAACAACCCUGCGAAACCCGAAUACCAGCCGCUAAACAAAUGGGGAGAUGCCAAUCAUAUGGUGGAUUUCAACAUGGAUUGUUCAGAGACGGAAAACGGCUGGUUUGACGUCAAAGCUUAUCUCACUAAUUCCGCAUCUGGAUGGGAAGCUGACAUAGCCCAAUCACCCUGCACUGGUACAGGAGCUGAUGCUCUUCCCCCUUACUCUGGAACAAAAAAUCACAUGGCUCGUUGCGGUUACAUCAACAGGAGGCACACUAAAGUAGAAACGAGCUUGGUGAUGAAUGAACCUUGGGAUUACCGCAAACUUGCCUCGGAUUGAAAGCGAUUAUUUAUCAUCUACAUUUGCUUCUAUUCCACCCUAUCCUAUACACACUUCAGGUAAGGAAUUCUUAAAAUUUCAAACGCAUUACCCUGAGCAAUUCAACCGAUUUCCACUGAACGUGAAAACUGUAAAAGUACUUGUAAGCUAAAAGGUGUCUUUAAAAUGGUUGGGAUGAUGAAAAAUUGUUUAGACUUGUGCGUUCAAACUUUUUAGAAAGCGCGAAACACGGGAAGUUACUUGACUCUUAAGCCGACAAAGAUCAGCUCCGAGGACUGCAUGUAUAGACAGUGUGAUAGAUAAGGAAUGUGAAAAGUACCUUUUGGUUUGCUGAUAUAAAAAUCUGUUUUUAUUUUUA